Molecule: messenger RNA, 1167 nt
Organism: Fusarium graminearum PH-1
Lineage: Eukaryota; Fungi; Ascomycota; Sordariomycetes; Hypocreales; Nectriaceae
Exons: 2
Coding region: 1-1167 (388 amino acids)
Source: RefSeq, a predicted model, not a curated record
AUGUACUUUGCAGAGCACAGGUUCUUGGGAGACUCGGUGGAUAUCCAUCAGUCUUCAGCGGAGGAUCCAAAGAGUCCCAAUGGACACACUGCGUCCACAAUGCAUCUUACCAACGGUCUUGCUGUAUCUUAUGGCGAAAUCAAUGGCCUCGCUGGAGAUUACUUUGGCUUGGACAAGCCCAUCUCAUCUGAACCCAACCAUGAGCAGAUGAAGAAGAUGUUCCGUCGCUGGUUCGAUAUGCUUGACUUCUCUCCCGCCGGAAAACUCAAGGCAGAGGCUAUCAGGAAAGAACUUAACAGCACCAACGAAAAGGCUCUAGCUGUUAUGAGCGCCAAUUCGGACAAUGCCGCCGAUGAGCUUGCAGCUGUAUACAAGAACAACCCUCUUGACAUUACUCAUCUUGAAGAUGUUUCCAAGGAUAUGAGGUGGGCCAUUGGCUCUACCUUUAUGCAACUUCUCGAGGGCAAUGUUGAUCAUUUUGCCGCUGAAGCUCGGGCUACCUAUGACGCAGGCCAUGCCGUCGCUCUUGAGUUAGCUGCAGAGGGUCAUCUAGACAUUGCUCUUGCUGUCAAUGGCUUCGCAGACCAUUUCUUGGAAGACUCUUUUGCUGCUGGGCACAUUCGUGUUCCACGUCGUGAAAUCGCAGAAAUCGCCAAAACCAAUCCGAUUUCAAUCCCAAGCUUCUCCAAGAUCAUAAACGCUUCUUCCAAUGUCAUGCACAACGAAGACGGCGAGCUUGGUCUCUGGCUCGAAAGCCCAUCCGGCGAAAAGUGGAAAUCUUUUGGAGACGGUAGACUUCCUGGCAAAGACAACUCUUCGAACGCAACGACAACCAACCUUGAUCAAUGCCUCAAAGCUGUGAAGCAGUCGAUCGCAGAAGUCCAUGAUGCCUACAACAAUAAAAAGGUUAUACAGCCAUCUGAGUUUGCGGCAUGGCAUCAUGCUCCCAUCAUUGCCAAGGUCUCUGAACAUCCACAGAAUCACGCACCCCUCCUCAAGGUCCAGGAAGGUCAGCUAAUGCGAAGGGUCGGAGGUGUAUCAUCUAGUAACUACAAAUUGACUAGAGAUUUGGGAGAAUGGGUGGAAUUCUGGACGGAGAACUUUGCUCAAGUUGAGGAUCAGGUCAAAUUGAUGAUAUCCAAGGUUUGGGGCCGGGCUUUUGGAUGA